Molecule: messenger RNA, 306 nt
Organism: Parascedosporium putredinis
Lineage: Eukaryota; Fungi; Ascomycota; Sordariomycetes; Microascales; Microascaceae
Source: the annotation of a GenBank genome assembly
AUGUCUCUAGACUCUUUACCAACGGAGCUUCUGUGCAACAUCCUGUGCCGUUUGGAUCCGAUCGGCCUGAUCUCGCGGAGACACUUUGUCGAGAGACUCCUAGCCCUCGAGGCUGACCCUCGGCAUGGCGGGCCUCCGCUCAGUUUCCGGUCGCGGGACAACCACUUGGAUCCCGGGACCUCGGAGUCGGGGUGGGAUGCCAUGCGCUGGGCAUGCACCCAGUGCAUGCGCCUCCGCCCGCACACGGCCUUUGGGAACCACGCGCUCUUGCGCCUACGCUACCGGAAGCCCCGCCGGGAGUCCUAG